AUGGAAUCUGAGGGAGUGUCACUACCGUUGAUCCACAAGCAUCUCGUGGUGCUUUGGAAUGAUAUGAGAAAAGGUGAUUGUUGUGGACGCUUUGAAUCUAUAACCGAUGGCUUCUACUGCAAGACAUGUGAUAUUUUCAUCCACAAGAAAUGUGGGGAGUCCUCUAAAGCUAUUCAACACCCAUCUCACCCCAACCACACUCUUUGGCUUGGAUCUAGACCACAUAACUAUUGUGAUUCAUGUGGAAGGAAUGUUGUGAAUCUAUGCUAUCGUUGUGAGAUCUGUGACUUUGACAUGGAUCUUUACUGUACCAAUAACCCACCACCAGAGGUUAUUAACAUUUCCGACACUCACGGUCACAAACUCACCCUUCUCAAGGAAUGGAUCCUGUUCGACUGUUCUAAAUGUGGGAAGAAUGGUUAUAGGUUUCCUUACAAAUGUCAUGAAUGUGAUGUAGCAUUCCAUGUGGAUUGUGUAUGGCAUCCAUCAGCACUAGAUCAUCUAACAGAGGUAAACCACUCGUACCACUCCUCGCAUCCUCUUAAGCUUCUCAAAGGUGAUCUACCAGACUAUUGUGAUGGACGAUGUCGUCUUUGCGGAAGAACAGUUGAUAGAUUGUUUUAUCAUUGUUCUUCUUGUAACUUCACCUUGGAUAUGGGUUGUGUUUUGAACCCACCACCACAUUCUCUUGUGAAUUUGAAAGCUCAUGAUCACCAACUCACCCUUCUUCAGAGACUCGACUCUUUUACAUGUAAUGCUUGCGGGCUGAAGGGAGAUCGAAGCCCUUAUAUAUGUGUUCAAUGUGGUUUCAUGAUCCAUCAAGACUGUCUUGGCCUUCCGUGUGUCAUAAACAUCAAUCGACAUGAUCAUCGUGUUUCUCGGGCUUCUGUUCUUGGUGUUGUGAAUUCUGUGUGUGGAGUUUGCCGCAAGAAAGUGGACUGGACUUAUGGGGGUUAUUCUUGUCAAAGGUGUCCUGGUUAUGUUGCAUUCGAAAUGUGCUACUAG
Molecule: messenger RNA, 1005 nt
Organism: Eruca vesicaria subsp. sativa (arugula)
Lineage: Eukaryota; Viridiplantae; Streptophyta; Magnoliopsida; Brassicales; Brassicaceae
Source: the annotation of a GenBank genome assembly